AUGGUGCAUCCCGAUGUUUUCCCUAAAUAUAUUGUGUCUUUGGAUACCUCGCGUGUAGUUGUGAAGAAGGUAGAUGUUGGCAACAAAUUUAAAAAUGAACAAGAGUUUGAAUUUCGUGAUCAAAUACUUCAAUGGAUUCGCAUAAAGGCAUCCAAACUGGGGUUUGGUGUUGUAAUCGGAAGAUUUGAUAAUGGUUUGGAUAGAAGAGGUGCAUUUGUGACAUUGACAUGCAAAAGAAGUGGGAAAUAUAAACCUCAUCUCCGGAAUUUCAAAGGAGAUGAAACUGGUUCAAGAAAAUAUUUGUGUAAAAAGUUAGUUGAUCAUCCAAUUGCAUGUUGUCUCAUGCCGAAAGAGGAGGAAUGUGUUUCUGACAUGACAUUGAAUUUGGUGCAACCGAAAAAUAUACUUGUAACUUUGAAGCGUAAAAGACCCGGGAAUAUCGCACAUAUCAAGCAAGUGUACAAUAGGCGCUAUCAAAGUAAAUUAGUGAUAAGGGGGAAUACAACUGAAAUGCAACACCUAUUGAAAAUUCUAGAUGAUAACAGUUACGUAUCUAAGUACCGAAUGUGCGAGGAUGGAGUAACUGUUAGAGAUAUAUUUUGGACUCUUCUUGAUUCCAUAAAGUUGUUCAACAUGUUUCCCAUUGUGCUCACAAUUGAUUCAACAUAUAAGACCAACAAGUACAAACUUCUAUUAUUGGAAAUUAUUGGUGCUAACUCUACUGAGAAGACUUAUUUUGUCGGGUUUGCAUUUCUAGAGAGCGAAAAAAAGGAUAAUUUUAAUUAG
This is a messenger RNA of Vicia villosa (hairy vetch), 786 nucleotides long. RefSeq lists its product as uncharacterized. The transcript has 2 exons. Lineage: Eukaryota; Viridiplantae; Streptophyta; Magnoliopsida; Fabales; Fabaceae. The record is from RefSeq and is a predicted model, not a curated record. Bases 1 to 786 code for a protein of 261 amino acids.